Lasiodiplodia theobromae is the source of this 1551-nucleotide messenger RNA. Its product is annotated as Udp-glc gal endoplasmic reticulum nucleotide sugar transporter protein. The transcript has 3 exons. The record is from RefSeq and is a predicted model, not a curated record. Bases 1 to 1551 code for a protein of 516 amino acids. NCBI's taxonomy places the organism in Eukaryota, Fungi, Ascomycota, Dothideomycetes, Botryosphaeriales, Botryosphaeriaceae.
AUGCAGCGCCCCGACAUCCAGCUCUUGCGCGCCAAGGUUGCGCUCAUGAGCCCGUUCGAUUGCCCGCCUUCUGCUCUAAGGUCCGCUCGCAAGAAAUACCCUGACGCGCUCAAAGUCUCGUGGAUUGCUCUGCCCGCGACUGCGCCGGAUGUUGGUCUGAACUACAGCAAAUCGUCUGGCGAGAAGCCUUACAUUGUCGAACCUGGAUGCCUUGACGCGGUUACCAACCACCAGGAUACCUCUUCGGAUGCUGUUUCACUCGCCGACUCUGAUGUCGCAGUCUUCGGUGGUCUUGCUCUCACUGAGCGUGGUCAUGACAACGCCUUCAACAAUGACGCUGCGCAGCGCAAUGCUACGGCAUUCGCUUCAAACAAUGCUAUCAUUGCUGACUUCGGAGGCGCGACGGGCAUUGGCCCUCAGCGCCGUAACAAUGUGGCUCAUCGCGACGCCGGACCACGCAAUGUCACCAAAGCCAACGAUGUCUAUAUCGACGAGCAGCAAGUCGUCCUCCAGGAUUCGGAGGUCUCUUCCAAUGUCGGCAACCUCAUCAAGGAAUUCACUGUCCCGAAGCAUUUACCUUUGAACUCGAUUCAGCCGUCUAGCGGUAGUCCUUAUCUCUCGGACCACGUGGACGGCCGUUCUGAAUGCGCUGAGCCUGCUGAGAACAACAACAAGCACACCUCCAAGGACAUCGUUGUUGCAAGCGAUGAAAGUGUUACGAAGACUUUGGUCCCAAAGAUCUCUGUGGAUAACUACGGCAGUCGUGCUGACGAGGUCGCUGAUAAGCGUACCCACCACAAUGCCGUCGAGAAGGGCUGCAAGAGCGGCAUGCGUAGUGCUAAGCGCGGUAAGGUUUCGCAUGAGCCUGAUGUCAUUGUCAUCAGUGACAACGACGACGACUUUGACGUGGCGAUGACAGGUACGAACGGCGAGAUAGACAAUGGGCUGCUGCAGUUCGAGCCUCGCUAUGUCGUAGUCGAUGCUGUAGGUUGGAAGUUCCGUGAGUGGCCAUCAAUGCAGAAGGCAGUCAGGGCCUGCUACCAGGUGAUGCCGCCGAUCGAUGCCGGCAAUGGAGUCAAGCUGUUCAUCAAUGAUAAGGCUCACGCUUUGACGCUCGAUGCUCUAAGGUCAAAGUCCCGUGAAUUGAUUGAUAUGAGGGGCGAACGCAAUAAACUACUGAUGCGUACGGAGCGCAGGCUUACGAAAUUGUGGCUCACCAAAGAGCGCGGCUGCGUCAUCGACUCCUCCGACAAGAUGUGGGACUUCUCGCCACUGUGGUACCUGUUCAAGGUCAAGAUUGCCGAGAUCAAAGAGCAAGAGGAAGAGAAGCGUCGUCAUGCUAACGGCGGCGAUGGAUGCGGCGGACUUGGCGGUGGAAGCGGCGGUGCCUAUGGCGGUGUGACUGGAUACGGCGGUGGAGGCGAUGGCGCUUUCCCCGAUGUUGACGAUGUUCCGGCCGGCGGUGUCGUCGAUGAGGGUGACACGGAGCACUCUGACAAGCACUGCUCGGAGGAGGACAUGGCCUGGCUGCGUUUCGAGGACGAGGAGUGA